Messenger RNA from [Candida] anglica, 243 nucleotides. Lineage: Eukaryota; Fungi; Ascomycota; Pichiomycetes; Serinales; Debaryomycetaceae. The record is from the annotation of a GenBank genome assembly.
AUGUUCGCCAGAUCAAGAUUGACCACCCAACGUCUCACUAGAAACUUCCAAACUUCUUCCAGAAGCAUGAACAAGAUCUUUGGUACUCCACAAGAAGGUGUUUACUCCAACAUCCCAUUCAAGGUUAAGAACAGAAAGAUCCCUCUUGCUGUUCCAUACUGGGGUGUUCUUGGCUUCUUCUUUGCCUUCCCAUUCUUGGUCUCCUGGUGGCACAUGAAGAAGGCCGGCUCUUUUGACAUGUAA